GGAGCUGAAGCCUCACCUCCCGCAAGGUUAAACGAUGAUUGGCCAAGAGCUGUAGCCGGUGCAGCUGGAGGAUUGGUUGUUGAAGGAGACGGGCGGGGGAGAGAUGAGGAGCGUGUGUGGGAAUGAACUGCCGGGACUUGGCGGCUGCUGAGGUGACUGAGAAAGGAGUAUUACCGGCAGGGCGAGGCGUGACUAUGGAACAUCUGCAUUCCAUCAAACUGAGGUGGUUAGCUAACAAGAUUGUGGAAACCCUGCAUUGUUCCAGAUGAUUUACUGGAUUAAGCACCUAUUUAGAGUGAUAUUUGAGCAAGCAGCAUUGACUAUGGAAUCAUUACUUUGGUCUAGUAAGCCUUAUGGUCGCGAUAGAAGUAUUGUAAGGAAAAUUGGCACCAACCUCUCGCUGAUACAGUGUCCAAGAGUUCAGUUUCAGCUUCCAUCUCAGUCUUCAGAAGGCAAUAAUUCUAACCCACUGAGAGAUGAUGGAGUGGUCUCCCUUGCAGAUGUGGGGUGGGUUGCUGAAGAAGAAAGUGAAGUCUUUACACGGCUCAGAUCAGAUGUUUGGUCAAAAUCCCAAACAUAUCCUAGAGGUGAAGGCUGCUCAGGAAGAGAUCAAAAUAUUCAAGUACCUUUGCCAAAGCCGUUGCAAGAAAAAGAAGACUCCAAGAUUGCUGUGUCCACAAAUGAUGAAGCUCUGCAGAAAAUCAGCGUGCUAGAAAAUGAACUUGCCAGUUUAAGAGCGCAAAUAGCCAAAAUCGUAAGCUUACAAGAACAGCAGAAUAUGACAGCAGCUGGAAUAAGUUCCACAGCAUCUGUUCCUGUCCUAGCAGGAGUGCCAGCACUGCCCCCGCCGCCGCCGCCGCCCCUUCCACCUCCACCACCGCUCCAGCAGAGCACUUCUGCCAUUGAUCUUAUUAAGGAGCGCAAAGGAAAAAGAGUAAACUCCGGACGAACUUUUUUAGAUGAUGAUUCGAAAAAGCCUGAAAUACCAAACAUGCUAGAUAUUCUCAAAGAUAUGAACAAUGUAAAGCUGCGAUCUGUGAAAAGACCAGAUGAGAGCACCAAACAAAAAGCAGCCGACCCAACAGAUCCUGCCGCACUAAUAGCUGAAGCUCUUAAAAAGAAAUUUGCUUAUCGAUAUCGAAGUGAGAGCCCAGAUGAAACUGAAAAACAGGCUCCUGAAUCUGAAACAAGGCUGUUUGGUCCACACAUGCUGAAGCCUACAGGAAAAAUGAAGAAUCUAAUUGAAAACUCUUAAGGGGG
Lacerta agilis (Sand lizard) is the source of this 1260-nucleotide messenger RNA. RefSeq names its product mitochondrial fission regulator 1 (gene MTFR1). Gene Ontology annotation, biological process: aerobic respiration; mitochondrial fission. Gene Ontology annotation, cellular component: mitochondrion. The record is from RefSeq and is a predicted model, not a curated record. Bases 266 to 1255 code for a protein of 329 amino acids. NCBI's taxonomy places the organism in Eukaryota, Metazoa, Chordata, Lepidosauria, Squamata, Lacertidae. The transcript is spliced from 8 exons.